CUUUCUUGAUUUUAUGAGAUUCAAUAUCCACCCUUUAAUCUGUCAGUUCACCAGCUAACCUCUGUACAUCAUAAAAGAACCAACAACUCUGAAGGAUAGUUCAGAUCCCUAAUCCAGCUAUCUGGGAAAGUUCUGCUCCCAACAAGAUGUGGCUGCUUUUGCUGGUUCUGUGCUACAUACUGGCUUUUACAAUUCAGGGGUCACAGUCCUCAGCACCUGUAGUGGAUACCAAAUAUGGAAAAAUCCAAGGCAAACAAGUGAUACUUCAACAAUUUGGCAAAACUGUCAAUGUUUUCCUAGGAGUCCCCUUUGCCAAAGCUCCUCUUGGACCUCUCAGGUUUGCUCCACCUCAGCCCCCUGAAACCUGGGACUAUGUGAAGAAUACUACUACAUACCCACCCAUGUGUGCCCAGAAACCAAUUGAAAGGGAGAUCUCUAAAACCGUCACCAAUCAUAGUGAAAUCAUUUCCUUGAAAAAUUCUGAAGACUGUUUGUACCUGAACAUUUAUACCUCAGCUGACCUGGCAACAAAGACUAAGUUACCUGUGAUGGUAUGGAUCCAUGGAGGGGCUUUUUUGGAGGGUAGUGCUUCAAGUCGUGAUGGGACAUACCUCUCAGCUCUGGAGAAUGUUGUUGUGGUGACCAUUCAGUAUCGUCUGGGAAUCUUUGGAUUCUAUAGUACAGGAGACGAAUAUGCCAGAGGGAAUUGGGGUUACUUAGACCAAGUGGCUGCGCUCCGCUGGAUCCAGAAGAACAUUGGUAAUUUUGGAGGAGACCCGAGCUCAGUAACCAUCUUUGGUACAUCAUCAGGAGGUAUCUGUGUCUCAGCACUGAAAUUUUUCAAGAUGGAUUUCCUAGGAGAUCCCACAGAGAAAAUUGUGUUACCACCUACAGUCGUGGAUGGGAUAUUUUUCCCCAAAAGUCCCAAAGAACUCCUCGCUGAAAAGCAGUUCAAUCAUAUCCCCUACAUCAUUGGAAUCAACAGUCAUGAAUUUGCCUGGAGCCUUCCAUCUAUGGCAGGAUUUCCUCUAUCAGAAGACAGACUGGACCAAGAAACAGCAACAGCUCUAUUAUGGCAAUCUUACCCAUUUCUUAAAAUCCCCAAACACCUUACUCCUAUAGUGACUGAGAGGUAUCUUGGAGUGACACAAGAUCCUAUUAAAAAGAAAGAACUAUUUCUGGAGAUGAUGGGAGACUUGAACUUUGGAAUUCCAUCUGUAAUGGUGGCUCGAUUUCACAGAGCUUCUGGUGCACCUACCUACAUGUAUCAAUUUCAGCAUCAGCCAAGCUUUGGGAGAAACAUGACACCAGUGACUAGAAGGGCAGAUCAUGGGGAUGAAGUUUUCUUUGUCUUUGGGAUUCCACUUACAAAUGAGCGUUUCCCAGAAGAGGAAAAACAACUUAGCAGAACAAUGAUGAAAUACUGGGCCAACUUUGCUCGAAAUGGAAACCCCAAUGAUGAUGUCCUGCUAAAGUGGCCUGUGUAUGAUAAGAAUGAAGAGUACCUUCAAAUUGACAUCACCAUGAAGACAGCCAAGAAACUAAAGGAUAAAGAAGUAGCAUUUUGGACGGAGCUGUUAGCAGAGAAGCCAUUUGGAGUAAAGAGAGAGAAUGCAGAUACAAUUUGAAAAGUUCUACUUUUCUUUUUUCCUCUAUGAAACUAGAUAAGAAGAUCUUUCAGACUUGAAAUGGGUAUCUGGUAAUUUGGUGGGGAGAAACUUUUAAACAUGGAGGAGGACUGGUCUUCAUGGGACUAGGGUCAUGUAGAACCAAUCAAAUAUCAACACAAUGAGUAACUAUAUACAAAAGCUCUUUUCAAGGGACAUUAUAAGAUUGAUUUUUUUUUCCAGGAUGCUUCAAAGAACUAGCUUUCUUUGGUUGGAAGUUUACUCUAGAUUGUAUUAAAUGAAAUCCACUUUAUUUAUGAUUCUUGCUACCUAUGACAGAUUUUUUGUUUUUGCCAUGGAAAUAAGUGCACUUUUGAAAUAAGAUUGAAUUUAUAUGUGAUUUCUAAUCAGGACCUCUAUCUGCUAUAUUGUUUUCAAGGACUGAGGUCACAGAAUAAUGUAGGGCUUGAGACUUUUAAUGAUACAUAUAAUAAUUUUUAUUGUACAAUGUAACUGAGCUUCAUCAAAAGAUGCAGAGAUCCAAUCCAAGACAAGUCCCUUGA
This is a messenger RNA of Gracilinanus agilis (Agile Gracile Mouse Opossum), 2170 nucleotides long. Its product is annotated as liver carboxylesterase-like. NCBI's taxonomy places the organism in Eukaryota, Metazoa, Chordata, Mammalia, Didelphimorphia, Didelphidae. The record is from RefSeq and is a predicted model, not a curated record. Bases 147 to 1628 code for a protein of 493 amino acids. Gene Ontology annotation, molecular function: carboxylic ester hydrolase activity. Gene Ontology annotation, cellular component: lipid droplet; endoplasmic reticulum. Gene Ontology annotation, biological process: lipid catabolic process. The transcript is spliced from 12 exons.